AUGAAUGAAGAGUCUAAUUCUUAUGGAAAGGCUACGGAACUAUUGCAUCAGCUGGAGAAUAUCCUUGAAUCUGAUGCUCUAAUUGAUGAGCUGGGGUUUAUUCAUCCAUCCCAGUUUUCCUUGUUAAAUGAAGAAUCUCCAAUUUCGACAAAUUUAUCUGCUGAAUCCGUCCGUCUAUCAGCCGACAGGAUAGCAAGCUCUGACGAACUAUACUUCUGGAACAGAGAUCAUAAACUGGGAAUUUCAACUCAUAUUCUUCUACCGUUGUAUAAAGCUGCCAAACAUGCAUUUAUGACGGCAUUUAAACAAUAUAAGAUGCGUGGAAAUCAAUCUGACAACGUUGGACUUUGUUUACGUCAUGACCAUCUUGAAAGCAUACUUUUGAGACACAGCAGGUCUCUUCUGCUGCUAAGCUGUGAUUUCAUGACUGCUUGGAAUUGCAGAAAAUUAUUAGUGUCCAGGAAGAAGCAGGUCUCAAUGUUUGUAGAUGAACUUCUACUAUCAGAAGUUGUGCUCUCAUACUCAGCCAAAAGUGAACAAGCUUGGAGUCAUAGGCGAUGGGUGAUCAAGUCAAUCUCCGCAAACUGUUCAAAUUUGGAAGAGAUUUUGGCAAAAGAAUCUGAGCUGGUGGAAAAAAUAGCUGAGAGAUCCAAGAUGAAUUAUCGUGCAUGGAAUCACCGGUGCUGGUUAAUCUCAUACAUGACUAAAGAACAGGUGCUAUCCGAGAUGAGGAAAUCCAGAAGUUGGGCUUCACUACAUGUGUCUGAUAAUUGUUGCUUUCAUUAUCGCAGACGGCUACUGCAAAAGAUGAUGGAGGACCAAAGUUGUGCAAAAGAAACUGCAUCUUAUGGUCAUAAUGCUGAUAUUGUCCAAGCAAUGAAGGACGAACUUGAAUGGAAUGAAACAUUGAUAAAGCGUUAUGUCGGAAGAGAGGCUCUAUGGCUUCAUCGUCGUUUUCUUUCCUCAUGCUGGAUAAAUAGUUUCCUAGCCGACUCUAAUGACGGAUCCCACCAUUCCAAGGAGGCAACAAGCAUAUAUCAUGACGUUGGCACCUUUCUACAGAAGGAAUUAAGUCUCUUUCUCGCCUCAACUUUUGUUGAUGAUGAUUAUGGGGAUUUCCAAGCACAAGCCACACAUUCUGCUAGUUACAUACUGUGGUUAAAAGUGCAAUUGCCCAAGCCUCUUGAAAAUGAGCUCCUUGAGAAGAUAAAAGAUGUAGAUUUGAAGACCAUACUGGAUAAGUCAUGCCCAGAGAGGUCCUCUCUAUUCAAUUACUUUAUGAGCUAG
Molecule: messenger RNA, 1287 nt
Organism: Vicia faba (fava bean)
Lineage: Eukaryota; Viridiplantae; Streptophyta; Magnoliopsida; Fabales; Fabaceae
Source: the annotation of a GenBank genome assembly